This is a messenger RNA of Enhydra lutris kenyoni (northern sea otter), 4105 nucleotides long. It is a transcript of the gene CCDC40, whose product is annotated as coiled-coil domain containing 40. The transcript is spliced from 20 exons. Lineage: Eukaryota; Metazoa; Chordata; Mammalia; Carnivora; Mustelidae. The coding region runs from base 65 to 3592 and encodes 1175 amino acids. Gene Ontology annotation, biological process: axoneme assembly; heart looping; epithelial cilium movement involved in determination of left/right asymmetry. The record is from RefSeq and is a predicted model, not a curated record. Gene Ontology annotation, cellular component: cilium; cytoplasm.
CCGCGUCUGCCCGGCGCGUGGUCCCCGCCCGCCGGAUGUUGACGGCGUCGCCUAGCAACGGGAGAUGGCGGAGCCGGGUGACCAGGACGGCGGGUCUCAGCAGGAAAGCAAGUCAGCUGUUGAAGGCGGGGAGGCCGGGAAUCAUGAAGGCGACAGGGUAUCACCCACCGGGAAGACCAGUGACCAAAACACUGAUGAGGCUGCUAGUGCCACAGAGCUCUCUGAAGAGGAAAUCACGGCCCCUGGGGAAGUCACAAGUGAAGGAGAAAUUGAAAUUGAGGGGGAAAUCGAAGCUGAGGGGGAGGUGGAAGCUGAAGAAGUGGAAAUUGAUGGAGAAGGAGAAAGGGAAGAGGAAUUCGAAUUUGAAGGGGAUGAAGUCGAAUUUGAAUCUGAAGGGGAAUUUGAAUCUGAAGGGGAAUUCGAGUCUGAUAUGGAAGCCCCAUCCCCUGAAGUGAGAGUCAGUUCCUUAGAUCUGGCUCCUUCAGAAGAGGGUGCUGGGGAGGUGCCCGAAGAGGACACGGGCCCCAGCUCCUGGCAUGAGCAUGUAAGCGGGGAAGGUGUUCCGGAAGACAGAGAAGCCACCCGCCCAUCGGAAUCCAGAGACUUGAGGGACAUCUCCACGCAGCCAUCCCGGCAGGUAGUAGACUCCUCCGAGCCAGUAGGCCUGGAUGCUUCUGGAGCCCGGGCCAGCAAAUCGAAAAAGACCAGUGAAGGGCUGGAGCAGGAAGUGUUUCCUCUGGGGGUGCGACACCACCUCCGACUGAGCCAGGGAAGCAGCAUCACGUCCUCGGACUCGGAGGAGCUGCUCGUGAGCACGGAGGAGUCCUGCCUGCGGGAGCCAGGUGUCCCCCCAGAGGCGCCCGGUGCACAACCCCAGAGAGGGGCCGUCCCCGCCUUCCUGGACCGGAUCCAGCAGCUGAGCACCGGCGAAGAGGGGACCCUGGAGAGAACGGAGUCGGAGUGGAGUGACGAGGCCGAGGAAGACGGACAGCAGCUGGUGGUUCUGGACCCCGACCACCCCCUGAUGGUGAGGUUCCAGGCCGCGCUGAAGAACCACCUCAACCGCCAGAUAGAGAGUCUGAAGCUGGAGCUCCAGGAGCUGAGCGUGGCCACCAAGCAAAGCCGAGUGCAGCGGCAGGAGCUGGGCAUGGAGCUCUAUGGGGUCCAGCAGCACCUGGCGCGGCUGCAGAUGCAGCUGGAGAAGAGCCACGACCUGCACUCGGUGGCGGCCUGCGCCCGGCGGCGGAGGGAGGAGGAGCUGCAGAGCGCGCGCCUGCUCCACACCAGGACCUGUGAGGCCGCCGACAACGAGCGCAAAAAGCUGGCGGCUCUGCAGACCGAGCUGGACGGCCUGGCCCUGCACCUGUUCUACAUGCAGAACAUAGAGCAGGACGUGCGCGACGACAUCCGCGUGAUGCAGCAGGUGGUGAAGAAGUCGGAGGUGCAGCGGACGCGGGCGGAGGUGGAGAAGAAGCAGCAGGACCUGCACGUGGACCAGCUCACCAGCAGAGCGCACCGGCUGGAGGAGCAGAUCGCGCUGCUAGAGGCUCAGAGCUGCGCCCAGGCCGAGGACACGCGGGUGCUCCGGAAGGCCGUGAGUGAGGCCUGCACGGAGAUCGACACCAUCAACGUGGAGAAAAGGCGCAUCCUGCAGCAGUGGGCAGCCUGCCUGGUGGGCAUGAAGCACCGCGACGAGGCCCACAGGACCAUCCAGGAGGCGCUCAGCGAAUGCCAGCACCAGAUCAUGUCCAUCGAUGGGGAGAUCGAGGCCUACAAGAAAUCCAUCAUGGGGGAGGAAGAGAAGAACGAGAAGCUGGUGAGCAUCCUGAACCGUGCGGAGACGGAGGCCGGCCUGCUGCAGAAGCUGACCGCGCAGAGCCUGAGCAGGCAGGAGGCGCUGCAGAGCGAGUUCAACACCUACCGGCUGGCGCUGCAGGACACGGAGGACGCGCUGGGCAAGGCCCAAAUGGAGUACACGGCCAGCACGGGCGACCUGCAGUCCGUCCAGCAGACCACACGGCACGAGCUGGAGCUGAGGAGGAGGAUGGACGCCUCCAUCGUGGAGAAGCUGCAGGAGCACAUGACGUCCAACAAGAUGACCAAGUACUUCCACCAGCUCAUCCUGAAGCUGCAGAAGCAGAAGACCAACCUGGUGACGCAUCUGUCCAAAAUUGACGGCGACAUUGCUCAGACCACCCUGGACAUCACAAACACCAACUGCAGGCUGGACACGCACCAGAAGACGCUGGCCGAGCUCGACAAGGAAGUGAAGAAGGUCAAUGACCUCAUCACCAACAGCGAGAACGAGAUCUCUAGGCGCACAAUCCUGAUCGAGAGAAAGCAAGGCCUCAUCAACUUCUUCAAUAAGCAGCUGGAGCAGAUGGUUUCUGAGCUGGGGGGGGAAGAAGUGGGGCCUCUGGAGCUGGAAAUCAAAAGGCUGAGCAAGCUGAUCGACGAGAACAACACGAGCGUGACCCAGGCCCAGGUGACCUGGCUCCGCCUGCAGCAGGAGAUGGUGAAGGUCACUCAGGAGCGGGAGCAGCAGCUGGCGUCCCUGGACAUGUUCAAGAAGGAGAUGCGCAUCCUGGAGCAGAAGAAGCUGCGGAUAGAAAACAAGAUCGACCAGGAGAAGAAGGAGCAAAAGGAGAUCGAGCGCCGCAUGAAGGACCUGGACAACGACCUGAAGAAGCUCAGCGCGCUGAUGAGCAGGAACCGGAGCAGCUCCGAGGGGCUGCAGCAGGACAACCUGGUGACCGAGAAGGAGUUCGUGCGCGCGCUCAAGGCCUCGGAGAAGGAGACCAUCGAGAUGCAGGAGAGGCUGAACCAGCUGCAGGAGGAGAAGGAGGCCACGCUGAGCAACCUGGUGGAGGCGGAACACCAGAUCAUGCUUUGGGAGAAAAAAAUCCAGCUGGCAAAAGAGAUGCGGGCAUCGGUGGAUUCAGAGACCGGCCAGACAGAGAUCCGAGCCAUGAAGGCAGAGAUCCACAGGAUGAAGGUCAGGCACGGGCAGCUGCUGAAGCAGCAGGAGAAGAUGAUCCGGGACAUGGAGCUGGCCGUCGCCCGCAGAGAGACCAUCUCCACCCAGGCCAAGGGGCAGGCCAAGAUGGACAAGAAGUUGCUCACCCGGACGGGCUUCCACCACCAACAGACAGAGCUGCGACGCAAGAUCAGGGACAUUCACAAGGCCACCGAGGAGUGCACCAAAGCCAUCCUAGAACUAGAAGAAACUCAAAAGCACGUGAGCAGCUCCCUCUCGGAGAAGCAGGAACAGCUGUCGGUGAUGCAGUCCAGUACUGACGAGCUCGAGGCCCACCUGGACCGGCUCUUGGCCCUUAAGCAACAGAACCUCUCGGAGCUGGUGGCCCUGCAGACGCGGGUCAAGCACCUCCAGGCUGUGAAGGACGGGAGGUACGUGUUCCUGUUCCGCUCCAAACAGUCGCUACUGCACGAGCACAGGCGCUUGGAAAAUCGGCUGGUCGUCAUCAGCACCAUCCUCGACCAGGUGAAGAACGAGUACCCCCAGUUCCAGGCGGCCCUGCUCAAGGUCAGCCAGACCAUCGCCAGCAAGCUCCGGCCGUCCGAGUCCCCCUAGAGAGCAGCCUGGGCCCUCCCUCCCACGCCUGCUCCCCCCCACCCCUGGAAGAGACCAGAGUCUGUGUAUGGAGCCAUGCCCACCCCCAGAGACGCCCUUUCGGAGCAACAGGCCAGCGCGGCGGAUCCGGAUGCUCUCAGUCGCCCCCCCACCCCAGGCCAUUCCAACCGAGUCAACUCCCAGCGCUUCCGGGGGCACUUCGGGGAGCCUCCCACCCCACGCAGGGCGGACUCCGCGAGCCUCUGUCCCGAGAGUGCCCAGAGGGGACCGCGGCGCCGCCUCCUCGCGCCCCGGUCCCACUGGCGUCCCGGAGGAGGGCCCGACGGAGAGCGGGCGAGGGCCAGGGGCCCCAGGACGCCGCCCGUCUCCAGCUGUCCCCGCGCGGUUGUCGCCGUCGCGCGACGCCCCGCCCCGCCCCAGCACCUGCCACCCGGCGGCUUCUCGGCCGCGUCCUGGGAAAGGGCCUUCAGAACAAUUUCCAGCACGAAAAUAAAAUUCUUUUCUGAACGCGGA